Molecule: messenger RNA, 825 nt
Organism: Trichoderma virens Gv29-8
Lineage: Eukaryota; Fungi; Ascomycota; Sordariomycetes; Hypocreales; Hypocreaceae
Exons: 1
Coding region: 58-228 (56 amino acids)
Source: RefSeq, a predicted model, not a curated record
GACAGCCGGGGCUUGCACAAAGGUGUGGAUAUCGGAAGUGAACGAUAUACCAUCCACAUGUCCACUCACAACAUCGCGUACGGUAUCGUCGAUAUACACGCCGUCUCCGAGGUUCCUCUGCGUUGCCAAGCUCUGGACGAAACACGCUCGGUUGACCGUCUCUGGAAGUGUCAAGUCCAGUUUCCUCAGCUCGGUGCCACUAUCGCGGAGCGCGGCGAGCGCCAAUGAGCAGCCCCCCGCGGAGCCGAUAGACAACUUGCCGAUGGAAAAGCUCACUGUUUCGCCAUCUUGGUAGAAGAAACGUCCUUGCUCGUCAGCGACGCCUUGCUGGGAGUCCGACCGAUAUCCUGGGCCAACCAAAGGCCCAUCAUCAAACUGACCACCGAGAAGCUCAGGAAGUUUUGACUACGGCUUGGCCAUUGGUUUCGGCAGCUCUACGCAGUUUGAGACUGUGUGAUUCCCUACAAUCAAUAAACGUGCAAGGGACAGGUGGUCCAAUAACCUUAACAGAAGACUUGAGGAUAACGGCAAAUGGACGUAGAUGUCUCCAUGAUCUUCUCUAUACCCAGUUUGGCCGCUCAAAUAACAAUUAUACAGGCCUCUUCGAUUGCCGAAUGAUAUGCCGCUUCAUGAUACGCCGCUCUCCAACAUUAGAUAUGCCGCCGUGCCUAAUGAAUCUCCCCGCUCGCGGAUAAAAAGAUUUUGUCUUUACUGCUGAGGGACUAUAAUACUAUUAAACUUAUGAAUGAGAGAAGCAGUCGACCUCAAUUUACCAUCCAAGUAAAGCAUACUGUCUACAACGCCCCUCCAAUCAACAAUUCCAAC